UGAAACUCACCCUAAAAACUAUCUUAACUCCUCUUGCUGGUUGGGGACUUUGUAGAGUGACUGUAGAAAGCAGAAACAAAGCCAAUAGGAGUAGUACGGUUUCUCACUUUCCCGUUUGAUAGGACAGAUCGCUUAAUGGUUUGUUAUAUGGUGCAGAUCAGAUUCGUGUAGUUCUAGCUUAAGUGGCUAUGCCUUUUUCCUUUUAGUCUCUCUCUCUCUCUCUCUCUCUCUCUCUCCUUUGCGUUCCUAAUAUAUACGUAAGUGUUCUCUUCCUCUCUGAAGUCUGAACUGUAACAAACAGCGAAAACCAGACCCAAAGGCGAAAUCCAUUACUAACAAUAUGGGUGGUGAUAAGGAUUCUCUCUCUGAGUUCCUUGCCGUUGCGGUUGAUGCAGCGAAGAAAGCAGGAGAGAUAAUUCGAAAAGGAUUUUACGAGACGAAGCUUGUCGAGCAUAAAGGCCAGGUGGAUUUGGUCACCGAAACAGAUAAGGCUUGCGAGGAUCUCGUAUUUAAUUAUAUUAAGCAGCAUUACCCGGAACAUAAGUUCAUUGGAGAAGAGACAACUGCUGCAUGUGGUACGACAGAACUGACUGAUCAUCCGACGUGGAUUGUUGACCCUCUUGAUGGGACAACUAACUUUGUUCAUGGGUUUCCCUUCGUUUGCGUGUCUAUCGGUCUUACAAUUGGAAAGGUUCCCACUGUUGGUGUUGUUUACAAUCCGAUAAUGGAUGAGCUUUUUACUGGAAUUCGUGGGAAAGGUGCUUUUCUGAACGGUAACCCUAUAAAAGUGUCAACACAAAGUGAACUGGUGAAGUCGCUCCUUGUAACAGAAGUUGGCACGAAGCGUGAUAAAUCAACAGUCAAUUUUGCUACAAACAGAAUUAAUAGCUUACUUUUCAAGGUACGAUCUCUUCGGAUGAGUGGUUCCUGUGCAUUGGAUCUUUGUGGAAUUGCCUGCGGAAGAGUUGACAUCUUUUAUGAGCUUGGAUUUGGGGGUCCUUGGGAUGUGGCAGGUGGAGCUGUAAUUGUUCAAGAAGCUGGAGGACUGGUUUUUGAUCCGUCUGGCAAUGAUUUCGACAUCACAUCUCAGAGAGUUGCAGCUUCAAACCCUCAUCUCAAGGAUGUCUUUGUUGAGGCGUUGAGAGAAGCUGAAACACAUCAACCAUCCGGAAAUUAGAGGUCUCCGGCCACUCAUAUUUUCAUUUGUAUCCGUUCUAAAACUUAUGGGGUAAAUUCCAUUCGAUAAUUUUCUCAAAUUGGCUCCUCCUUGGCUUCUGCAAUUGCCAAGCCAUGUGUUUCUUAUUCUUAUUUCCGAAUCAAUUGUAACACCAAUGAGAUGGUAUUGUGAGCCAUAUUAUUUUAGAUGAGCUUUCUAAAUAAGAGUUUGUUCUAGUUCGCACA
Macadamia integrifolia is the source of this 1401-nucleotide messenger RNA. RefSeq names its product inositol-phosphate phosphatase. The transcript has 12 exons. Gene Ontology annotation, biological process: inositol metabolic process; phosphatidylinositol phosphate biosynthetic process; signal transduction. Lineage: Eukaryota; Viridiplantae; Streptophyta; Magnoliopsida; Proteales; Proteaceae. Bases 341 to 1177 code for a protein of 278 amino acids. Gene Ontology annotation, molecular function: inositol monophosphate 1-phosphatase activity. The record is from RefSeq and is a predicted model, not a curated record.